Hevea brasiliensis (rubber tree) is the source of this 2890-nucleotide messenger RNA. Its product is annotated as putative leucine-rich repeat receptor-like protein kinase At2g19210. The transcript is spliced from 13 exons. The record is from RefSeq and is a predicted model, not a curated record. Bases 1 to 2721 code for a protein of 906 amino acids. Gene Ontology annotation, molecular function: protein kinase activity; protein binding; ATP binding. NCBI's taxonomy places the organism in Eukaryota, Viridiplantae, Streptophyta, Magnoliopsida, Malpighiales, Euphorbiaceae. Gene Ontology annotation, biological process: protein phosphorylation.
AUGGAUGGUUGGCAGAUAUUCUUUUUGUUUUCAAUACCAUGGCUAAUCUUUAAUCCAGUAUACGCUUCAUCUGGGAGCUCUAAAGUAGCUGUUGCAGCAAAUAAUGAACCCGCCGGAAGAAGAAAGCUUGCCACUGGAAACCCAGUCUUUUCUUAUCUUUAUGUCCAAUUUAAAGGCUCCAUAAGCAUCGAUUGCGGGGUGAAUGAUGAUUAUGUGGAUGACAAUGUAGGAUUGCUUUACAAAUCAGAUAGAGAUUUCAUAAGCACCGGGGAAAAUCAUAAUGCAGAACUCGAGUCCACUCAAUUCGAGGUUUUUACAGAACGGCUGUGUAAGAAUUUAAGAAGUUUUCCAACGGGAAGAAAAAAUUGCUACACUCUGCGACCUAAACAGGGAAAAAACCAUAAUUACUUCAUCAAUACUCUCUUUUGUUAUGGAAAUUAUGAUGGAAAGGAUCAGCCUCCAAAGUUUGAUUUGUAUAUAGGGGUUAACUAUUGGAUAACGGUGGAAGGUCUAGCUGAUAAUCUUUGGAUAUCAUACGACUUGUUUCAUUUUUCUUCAACUGAUAUUAUUCAUUUGUGUCUUGUGAACACAAACGUUGGCGUACCUUUCAUUUCAGCAUUGGAAUUACACCCUGUGAAUGAUUCCAUUUAUAGAAGUGAGUUUGGAUCAUUAAAUGUUGCUCUAAGCUAUCAACUGAGCUAUCCUACCGACUUGAAUUUCAGGUACAAGGAUGAUGUCUUUCAGCGCAUCUGGAGAACUUAUGGUUUAGCAAAUACGACUUGGGUCAAUGCCACAUCAGAUAUACAAGUCCAGGAAAUUGAUGAUUCAUAUAAACUACCCAUUGAAGUUUUAAAAACUGCAGCCCAGCCCCAGAAAGGCCUUCACUCAUUGAGAUACAACAUUAGCUUUAUCUGUUCCCCAUCAUGUGAUUUUUAUGUCUACUUUCACUUUGCUGAAAUUGUAGAGAUUCCACAAGAUCAACGAAGAGAAUUCACAAUUACUCUGAAUGAUCUCAACUAUGGACCCAUUAGCCUGGAAUACUUGAAGCCACAGACUAUACCUCUUAAAUCACCAAAUGAAGGAGAGAUUAACUUCACUAUCAAUCCAACAAGCAACUCCGACCUUCCACCCAUUCUCAAUGCCUUUGAGAUUCUCAGUGUAGUUAAGCUUCCUCGUUCUCCAACAGACCAAGUAGAUGUUGAUGCAAUCAUGGCCAUCAUGCAAUCAUACAACAUAAAUGGAGAUGAAUUGCAAGGAGACCCCUGUGUGCCAAGAGAUCUUUCAUGGAAUGGUUUGAAUUGUAGUUAUGACAACAAUCUUCCAAGGAUCAUCUCUCUGGACCUCAGUUCAAGGAAAUUGACUGGGGAGAUAGCUUCGCCACUCUCCGCCCUCAAGGCAAUUCAGUACUUGGAUUUAUCUUACAAUGAAUUGACAGGGCCGGUGCCAGAAUUUUUAGCACAACUGCCAAAUUUAAAAACUCUAAAUUUAAUUGGGAACAAGUUCACUGGAUCCAUUCCACAAUCACUUAUAGCAAAGUCCAAUAAUGGAACAUUGCAGUUAAGCUUCAACAAAAACCCAAAUUUAUGCCAGUCGGAUUCAUGUGAGAAAAAGAAGCAUUUUCUUCUUCCAGUUGUUGCGUCAAUUAUAUCAAUCUUGAUGCUUCUACUCCUAUGCAUGAUAGCUAUCUCUUGGAGAUAUAGAAGACAGAAAGCAAUAGCAGAAACACAAAAAUCAAAGAAUCAGACCUUUAGUUACUCAGAGAUUGUUAGUAUUACUGAUAACUUUAAGACCACCAUUGGAGGAGGGGGCUUUGGAAAAGUUUACUUUGGAACUCUAAAAGAUGGCACUCAGGUUGCAAUUAAGCUGUUAUCCCAAUCAUCAAAGCAAGGCUACAAGGAAUUUCAAGCAGAGGUGCAGCUAUUGAUGAUUGUUCAUCAAAGGAAUUUGGUUUCACUAAUUGGGUAUUGUAAUGAUAGUCAUAAUAUGGCAUUAGUAUAUGAGUACAUGGUUAAUGGAAACUUGCGAGAGCAUUUAUCAGAGGAAAGUGGAAGUAUUCUGACUUGGAAAGAGAGACUUCAAAUUGCAGUAGACGCAGCUCAUGGAUUGGAGUAUCUACAUAAUGGCUGCAAACCACCGAUCAUCCACAGGGAUUUGAAGACUUCCAACAUCUUAUUGAACGAAAAAUUGCAAGGAAAGAUCGCUGAUUUUGGAUUGUCUAGAGCUUUCGCCAACGAAAGUGAUUCGCAUGUAUCAACUUGCCCUGCUGGCACACUUGGUUACGUCGCUCCUGAGGCUCAAACAUCAGGAAACUUUAACCAAAAAAGCGACGUUUAUAGCUUUGGGAUUAUUCUACUUGAGCUCAUAACUGGUCUGCCUGCAGUGAUAAGAAACACCCUUGGAGACUUCAUUUGCAUACGUCAGUGGAUUAGACCUAAAAUUAACAGGGGUGAUAUUGAAACCAUUGUUGAUCCCAGACUGCAAGGGGAAUUCGAUGCCAAUUCAGCUUGGAAAGCUGUGGAGAUUGCCUUUUCCUGUGUAUCAGACGUUGCGAUACAAAGGCCAGACAUGAGUCAUGUACUAGGUGAAUUACAGGAAUGCAUGGCUAUAGCAAUGGCUGUCGAAGAAUCCCAAACAAUGGAAGCCAGGGUUAUAAGAUCAAGCAAUUCACUUCUAAUAAGCCAUUUGAAUAUUGAUACUGAUAUGGCUCCUAGUCCAAGGUAAUUACUAAAGUAUAGAUCUCAUACGUGUUGGCUUGAAAUUUCUAACAUUUUCGUUUAGACAAAAAUUGUUACAUUAAUGUAUUAAGCUGCACCUAUAAUUUGUUUCUGAAGCUUUCUUGGAGAUGUAUAAUUGUCAUUACAAAAUACUAUAAAAAUACUUUGUUUUCCAA